AUGACGCCAUUGGCAAGGACCCGCCAUGCAGGUGACCUGCGGACUCCGGAGCAGUGGAACGCGCGGGGGCGCGGCGCGGGUUGCUAUAAAGUCGCCGCGGGCCGUGGCUGCGCUGCGGCGAGUGCACCGAGCGACGCAGGGGCAAUGACAGAAACGCACGCUACCUGCAGCGGAGUUUCGAGCAGGGGCGCGUCGGACAACGCGGACAAGUGCGACGCACGCGCGUCGGACACAGAAAACGCUCUGGCGCAGUGGCCGGAGGACGAGGUAGCCGCCAUGGGGCGGGCGUUCGCGGCGAAGUACGGGCUGCCCAACGACGAGGACAUUUUCGGGCGGGCCGCGGCGCUGGCGCGCGCGCCGCGGCGGUUCGGCACGAUCGGGCUGCUGACGGAGGCGGACCGUGCGGCGUGCGCGGAGGAGGUGGAGCACCCCUGGCGGAUCCCGCGCAAGCUGGUGCACGUGGUGGCAGCGUCGGCGAUGAGCGCGGCGGUGCAGGGCAUGGACGAGACGGUGAUCAACGGCGCCAACCUGUUCUACCCAAAGGCGCUGGGGCUGGGCGGCGGGACGGUGCGCGAGGACUGGCUGAUCGGGCUGGUCAACGGCGCGCCGUACCUGUGCUGCGCGGUUGCGGCGUGCUGGUUGACAGACUGGGCCAACAACGUGCUGGGGCGCAAGCGGGUGAUCUUCGUGACGUGCUUUCUGUCCGGGCUAUUCUGUCUGCUGCAAGGGGUGGGACCUGCGGGGCCCGCGGGCUGGCGGUACCUGUUCGCGAUGCGCUUCCUUCUGGGGUUCGGGCUGGGCAUCAAGUCCGCGACGGUGAACGUGUACCUGGCGGAGUGCGCGCCCAAGGAGCUGCGGGGGAUUGUGUGCAUGAAUUGGCAGGCGUUUACGGCGUUCGGCGUGAUGUGGGGGUACGUGGCGUCGCUGGUGUUCUACCGCGUGGGCGACGCGGGGAUCGGCGGGGGACUCAACUGGCGGCUAAUGCUGGCGAGCGCGGCGCUACCGGCGGUGUUUGUGCUGUUCCAACUGCCGCACUGCCCGGAGUCGCCGCGGUGGCUGAUGGGCAAGGGGCGCUACCCGGAGGCGUACGCUGCGCUGCUGCAGCUGCGCAAGCACCGGUUGCUGGCGUGCCGGGACCUCUUCUAUCAGCACGUGCUGCUGGUACAGGAGAGCACGUUGCAGCUGAGCUACUUCACGCGCCUCAAGGAGAUAUUCACAGUCCGGCGUAACCGGAACGCCUUUGUCGCGGCGUUCAUCUGCGCGUUCAUGCAGCAGUUCUGCGCGAUCAACGUCAUUGCAUACUACUCGUCGGUGAUUUUCCUGCAGGCAGGCUUCAGCGAGAUCGCGUCACUAUGCUCGUCGCUAGGGUUCGGCAUCAUCAACACGGUGUUUGCGAUCCCGGCGUACUUCAUGAUUGAUCGCUUCGGGCGGCGGUUUCUGCUCCUCAGCACGCUGCCGUGGCUGGGCGUGUUCCUCCUGGUGACGGGCUUUGCCUUCUGGAUCAAGGACACGAAGGCCUCAAUCGGCGUCAUUUCCUUCGGCAUCUAUAUCUUCUCCGCAAUCUACUCAUUUGGCAUGGGCGUCGUGCCCUUUGUCUACGCAGGCGAGGUAUUUCCGCUGUAUGUGCGGGCCAUUGGCUCUUCGCUGUUCGCGGUGGUGCUCUGGGGGUUCAACUUCAUCCUGGCGCUGACCUGGCCGAGCAUGCUGCGCGCGAUGAAGCCGCAGGGCGCCUUCGGCUUCUACGCUGCAUGGAACUUCAUUGGCUACUUCCUCGUCUACUUCUUCCUACCGGAGACCAAGCAGCUGACGCUCGAAGAGUUGGACGAGGUAUUUUCUGUCCCGCUAAUGAAACGUGCAGAUUAUUACCUGUCUCAAAUGUGGCCGGACUUCCAGGAAACCGUGUUGAGGAAGAAGAAUGUCAGCCGUCCUCCGCCACUGGAAUACGAGCGCGUGCAGCUUCUGGACAGCGCAGGCUCCACAAGGAAGCCCAGCUUCGACCAUGUGGAACACGUCUGA
Messenger RNA from Eremothecium gossypii ATCC 10895, 2016 nucleotides. RefSeq names its product AGL277Wp. The coding region runs from base 1 to 2016 and encodes 671 amino acids. Gene Ontology annotation, cellular component: membrane. The record is from RefSeq and is marked provisional. Gene Ontology annotation, molecular function: myo-inositol:proton symporter activity. Lineage: Eukaryota; Fungi; Ascomycota; Saccharomycetes; Saccharomycetales; Saccharomycetaceae. The transcript has a single exon. Gene Ontology annotation, biological process: transmembrane transport.